Molecule: messenger RNA, 2709 nt
Organism: Sinocyclocheilus rhinocerous
Lineage: Eukaryota; Metazoa; Chordata; Actinopteri; Cypriniformes; Cyprinidae
Gene: rgs22
Product: regulator of G protein signaling 22
Exons: 24
Coding region: 1-2694 (897 amino acids)
Biological process (GO): regulation of signal transduction
Cellular component (GO): cytoplasm; nucleus
Molecular function (GO): G-protein alpha-subunit binding
Source: RefSeq, a predicted model, not a curated record
AUGUCGCGGGGGUUUCCCGAUUUCCCGGAAAUAACGAGCGAGAACUUUGAACAGAGUCUCUCAUCUGAUCAGAGCUUCGCGGAGUUCUUCAACGACUUCCUGCUGCUUCCGGUGUUUGCCGUGGCUGUGAGGUAUGAUGGGAUCUCUGCAGGCUUCGAGCUGCUGGAUCACACCGCUGUCUGUCUGUCCCGCCGGAUCAGAACCGCUCUGCGUGAGAUCCGGUCCAGAACUCUGUCGGACCCGAGCUGGAUCCCUGCAGAACCCCUACGAGACAACAGCUACAGCGUCACUCGUCUGGACCGAGCUCAGACCGUCCAGUGGCUGAAGAGAGACAGACUGCCGUUUUUCCUGCAGAGCGACUGUUAUUUUGAGUUCAGGUUGGCUAAAUGUCUGUCUCAGCUCAGCGGUGCUUCAUCCUCUCAAGCGCUGCGGUGUGCUGAGUGCCGGCUUCUGUCUGCUCGGCGGUUUGGCAGCUUCUCAGAGGAGAUGGACAGCAGCUUCAUCUCUCCAAACACUGACUGCAGCACAGCACACGGUCGUUCCCGAUCCAGCUUUCUGGAGUUUAAGAGGUCUCUGGUCGGUGGACCGGGAGAGAAUAUUCUUCAUCUGUGGAUGGAUGUCGAACGACUGAAAACACUCAGCACAAAGACCAAGAGCAGGUAUUUAGGGUGGAUGAAGGGUCAGUAUGUGGUCAGCAGCAGCGCAGCGGCUCUGAGUGAACAGCUGCUCUCUAGACUGGGGUUAAACAGCACCACCUGCUGGAGAGAGGAGCGACUGCGAGACGUUCAGCCCCGUCUGUCAGAGAUCCUGCUGCUGUACUGGGGUCAGCGCUUCUGCUUGAUUCUGUCUGAUCAGUGGCAGAUCUGUGAGCGAGGGUUGAGUUCUUCUGUCUGUACGGAGCUCUGCGUCUGCAGUGAUAUGAGAGUUGAGCUGGACGGCAGUGAGAUUCAGACUCUGCUGGAGGCUCUACACACUGAAUCCAGAUCUGGUUUCUUUUUCACUCACUUCUGUCAGAAUUCAGGGCAGCAGUUGUGGGAAAAUACUGUGUAUUUCUGCUCAGAAUUUCUGUCAGUGUGUGUGUGUUUUGUCUCGUCUCAGCUCCUGUAUGCCUCGUACCUGAGCAGCGGCGCUCAGAUGAGCGUGGGCUUGAGCGAGGAGGACAGGAGAGCCGUUCUGCUGCGUCUGAGUCCCCCGUUCGAGGAUCUGUUUGACCGGGCGGAAGAACAUGCUCUGAGAGUCCUGCUGGAGCCCUGGACGCUGUUAUCAGAGAAACUCAGAGAUGCACCACACACUGUGGCGCAGUGGCAGGAGGUGCGUUACGCCGAGGCUGAGCUCUUCCAGACUCUACAGACUCUUUACACACACACGCAGAGCAGACGACAGCAGGAGCACAGGACUGCAGCUGCUCCAGCAGAGGGCAGCAGAGCGCCGGGUCUUUGGGCAAAGGUUCCGCGUGAGUUCCGCGGGGUCCGUCUGGAUUCUCUGCUGAGGAACCGCAUGGAACUGCAGCACUUCCUGUCCUUCCUGGAGGAGAAUUCGGCCAGUCUGGAACUGCAGUGCUGGCUGGACGUGGAGCACCUGAAGAAGAGUGAUGGAGCGCUGCUGGAGGAGAGAAACACCAGCAUCAAAGACAAAUAUCUCAGCAGCAACUUCCUGUUUGGACCCGACAGCCCGGCCACUGAAGAACAGCAGAUGAGGUUGUUGCAGAUGUGCGGCGGAUGGCAGCGUCUCCAGCGUGAGUCCGUCUCUCUGUCCGUUCUCACGGAGCUUCAGUCUCUGCUUCACAGUCGUCUAGAAACUCGAUGGCUGCCGCUGUUCCUCUCGAGCUCACAGUUCAUCAGGCGUCAGCAGCAGAAGGGGUCAGACGUGGAGUGUGAGCAGCAGCCGGUCGUCCGUCAGCGCAGGAGGAGACACGCGUGGAAGGUGUCUGGAGGUCUGAUGAGCUCGUCUCAGGAGUCGGUGGCUCUGCGCAGGGCUCUGUUGAAUCCCGUCACCCGUCUGCAGUUCCAGAAGUUUCUGUCUGUUCGUGAUGAUCUGCUGGAGAACGAUCUGCUCUUCUGGCUGGAGGUUCAGAGAUACAAGGAUCUGUGUCACUCCCGCUGUGAUGACGUCACGCUCCAGAGGAAGGUGUCCAUCAUCAUCAGCUGCUUCAUCAGUUCGUGCAUCCCGCCAGCGCUGCAGAUCCAUGUUCCUCCAGACGCAGCGCAGAGAGUCGUGAGUCAGCAGCGAGCACUCGGCCCGUACGUCUUCAGAGAGACGCAGGCGUGUGUGUUUGACGAGCUGCUCAAGCACUGGCCGGAUUUCAUGGCAUUGCGCUCCGCCGUCGGGGAGAACGAGCUUCAGCUAGUGCUGGAGAGAGAGACACGGAGCAGCAGACCGACAGAAGAGCAGGACGACAGCAGCUCUCAGGAGGAUGAGGCUCAUGCUGCUGAUGAAGAGCAGAACUGUGGGACUGACGGCACGAGAGCGGCCACAUAUAAGAUCUCCUGGUCCUACACCAAACACAUGGCGGCGCUGGAACACGAGAACACGCCAGAGAGCAGCGCAGCUGUGACAGCAUCAUCACACGCACAUCAGCUCCAGACGCCGGACAGACGCGCAUCUGAUCAGAUGAAGAAUCAGAACGAACACGGAGCUGAAAAACAUGAACGUUUGUCUGUCGCAUCGAAGGCAGAGCCUGAACCGAACAAAUGACACGCGUGACGUCAG